CAAAGGUCCAGGCUCAAACAUCCAGGCUUCAGGAACCGAUUUUUUCAAGAUGCUUCCCAACAACGUUAACAAGACUUCCCUCCACCCUACCGGUGUUACUCCCCACCAGGAGCACACCGAGUUGGAACAGGAGCUCCACGACAAGGCUCACAUCGAUUACGAUCGUGUCGCUAUUAUCCCUAACCCUUCAGUCGCUGCCCUCUACGAGGAUGCUCUUGUCUACGAGACUGGUACCGCUAUCACAUCCAGCGGUGCCCUGACUGCCUACUCUGGCGCUAAGACUGGUCGAUCUCCUCUCGACAAGCGAAUCGUCGAGGAGGCUUCUUCCAAGGACAACAUUUGGUGGGGACCUGUCAACAAGCCCAUGACUCCUGAGGUCUGGAAGAUCAACCGAGAACGUGCUGUCGAUUACCUCAACACCCGAAGCCGUAUCUAUGUCAUUGAUGGUUUUGCCGGCUGGGACGAGAAGUACCGCAUCAAGGUCCGAGUUAUCUGCGCCCGCGCCUACCAUGCUCUCUUCAUGCGAAACAUGCUUAUCCGACCUACACGAGAGGAGCUCAACGACUUCCACCCCGACUACACAAUCUACAAUGCUGGCAAGUUCCCUGCCAACCGAUACACCGAGGGUAUGACCUCCGGUACAUCAGUUGCCAUCAACUUCGAGCAGAAGGAGAUGGUCAUCCUCGGUACUGAGUAUGCUGGUGAAAUGAAGAAGGGAGUCUUCACUGUUCUUUUCUACGAGAUGCCCAUCAAGCACAACGUCCUCACUCUUCACUCCUCCGCCAACGAGGGCAAGAACGGCGAUGUCACCCUUUUCUUCGGUCUCUCUGGAACUGGCAAGACCACUCUCUCCGCCGACCCCAACCGAGCCCUCAUUGGUGACGACGAGCACUGCUGGUCUGACAACGGUGUUUUCAACAUCGAGGGUGGUUGCUACGCCAAGACCAUUGGUCUGUCCGCUGAGAAGGAGCCCGAUAUCUAUGGCGCUAUCCGAUACGGUUCCGUCCUUGAGAACGUCGUUUUCGACCCUCUCACCCGUGAGGUCGACUACGAUGACGCUACCCUCACUGAGAACACCCGAUGCGCCUACCCCAUCGAGUACAUCUCCAACGCCAAGAUUCCUUGCCUCUCUCCCAACUCUCCCUCCAACAUCAUCCUCCUCACUUGCGACGCCCGCGGUGUCCUGCCUCCUAUCUCCAAACUUGACAGCGCCCAGACCAUGUUCCACUUCAUCUCUGGUUACACCUCCAAGAUGGCCGGUACUGAGGACGGCGUCACCGAGCCCCAGGCUACCUUCUCCAGCUGCUUCGCUCAGCCCUUCCUUGCUCUGCACCCCAUGAAGUACGCCAAGAUGCUUGCCGACAAGAUUGAGACACACAAGGCCAACGCCUGGCUCCUCAACACCGGUUGGGUCGGUGCCGGUUUCGCCCAGGGCGGCAAGCGAUGCCCCCUCAAGUACACCCGUGCCAUCCUCGACGCCAUCCACUCUGGUGACCUCGCCAACGUUGAGUACGAGAACUACGGUGUCUUCAACCUCCAGGUCCCCAAGUCCUGCCCCAACGUUCCUUCAGAACUUCUCAACCCCUCCAAGGCCUGGACCGCUGGUGAGGACAGCUUCAACACUGAGGUUGUCAAGCUCGGCAAGCUCUUCCGCGAGAACUUCGCCAAGUACGAGAGCGAGGCCACCGAAGAUGUCGUCAAGGCCGGCCCCGUUGUCUAAGGAAAAGGAUAAGAAGGAAAAACAAAAGGGAAAGCGAUCUUUUUUUGUGAUGAAUUUGAGCAACUGUUUACCAUUUGGGUCCGGCGUCAUUACAUGGCGGCCAUCAACCGGCUGCCCUCUUUUUUAUAUAUCUGAAAGGGUUUUCUUUUACAUGGCAUGAGAUUGUAUGUGAUGUAAGCAUGAAUAGCUUUACGAUUCUGCAAUAGAAAGCGUAUAUCUUCUACA
Messenger RNA from Fusarium graminearum PH-1, 1945 nucleotides. Its product is annotated as phosphoenolpyruvate carboxykinase. Gene Ontology annotation, molecular function: ATP binding; phosphoenolpyruvate carboxykinase (ATP) activity. Gene Ontology annotation, cellular component: cytosol. The transcript has 7 exons. The record is from RefSeq and is a predicted model, not a curated record. Lineage: Eukaryota; Fungi; Ascomycota; Sordariomycetes; Hypocreales; Nectriaceae. Gene Ontology annotation, biological process: gluconeogenesis. The coding region runs from base 50 to 1720 and encodes 556 amino acids.